Morus notabilis is the source of this 626-nucleotide messenger RNA. RefSeq names its product mitochondrial pyruvate carrier 4. The transcript is spliced from 5 exons. Gene Ontology annotation, cellular component: mitochondrial inner membrane. The record is from RefSeq and is a predicted model, not a curated record. NCBI's taxonomy places the organism in Eukaryota, Viridiplantae, Streptophyta, Magnoliopsida, Rosales, Moraceae. Bases 67 to 396 code for a protein of 109 amino acids. Gene Ontology annotation, biological process: pyruvate import into mitochondria.
CAGUGAGUAUACGUUUUUCCUGCGUUUAGAGAGAGAGAGAGAGAGAGAGACCAGAGAUCUACUGCCAUGGCAGUAGUUACCAAGAUCCAAGCUUUUUUGAACCACCCGGCUGGCCCUAAAACUAUUCAUUUUUGGGCUCCAACUUUCAAAUGGGGUAUAAGCAUAGCAAACGUUGCUGACUUCUCAAAACCUCCUGAGAAGCUCUCUUAUCCUCAACAAUUAGCUGUUACGUGUACUGGACUCGUAUGGUCGCGCUACAGUAUGGUGAUCACGCCGAAAAACUGGAAUCUUUUCAGUGUUAAUGUGGCAAUGGCUGGGACAGGGUUGUAUCAACUAUCGCGGAAAAUAAAGCACGAUUAUUUUCCGGAGAAAGAAGCCGUCGCGGAAGGGCAAUGAACAACCACACGGGCCAACAUGGGUUAAUGGUGCCAGCUCUUUUUCUUUUUGGAUUUGGAUAUCAGUUUAUGCAGAGCCGAAAUUGAAAUUUCUUUUGAAGUCAUGUGCUUUUUUUUUUUGGUUUUUGUAAUUAUUUUCCUAAUUUGGUUUGUGGGUUUAGAAAAUAUUCAACUGGGAGUGCAUAAUAAAGUUCUGCCUUUGAAUUUGCAAGAUGCCUGGUUGAUUUGUCA